Messenger RNA from Eruca vesicaria subsp. sativa (arugula), 1990 nucleotides. NCBI's taxonomy places the organism in Eukaryota, Viridiplantae, Streptophyta, Magnoliopsida, Brassicales, Brassicaceae. The record is from the annotation of a GenBank genome assembly.
GGCAAAAUCACUGAGGGAACAAAAGCUCCAUAUUCCUCUCAUUUGUUUCUAUUCUCUUCUUCAUCUUCCUCCUCUGCUAUUUGAUUUUGAAUCUUUGAUCUCUGCGAAAGUCUGCACAAGACGUGAUUUUGAGGCAAACCCAUUUCGAUUCACGCAUUCAAUUUGAUUAAAACCAAGGCGGGAAUCUCGAAUUCGGAUCUUUCCACUGGUGGGUCGGAAACACCCCAAUGCGGUCUACGAGAAGACCACAAGGAAGAAUAAGAACAGCGAAAAGGAACCAAUCAGAGACGGAUUCGGAGAUUGGAUCGGAGAGGAAGGUUGGAAUCUGAUCGACGGAUCUGAUGUUGGGAUUGGGAUGUUUAGGAAUUAGGGUUUUUGGAUACAAAGGAUGCAGCUUCACAUAUCGCCUAGCAUGAGAAGCAUCACGAUUUCGAGCAGUAAUGAGUUUACUGACUUGAUGAAGAUCAAACUCGCAGCUCGUCACAUCUCUUCCCGAACUCUCUUCCACACCAUUUUGAUUCUCGCUUUCUUGUUGCCUUUUGUCUUUAUCUUAACCGCUCUUGUUACCCUUGAAGGUGUCAACAAGUGCUCCUCCAUUGAUUGUUUAGGGAGGCGGUUAGGUCCACGUUUUCUUGGUAGGGUAGAUGAUUCAGAGAGACUAGCUAGAGACUUUUAUACAAUUCUAAACGAAGUAAGCACUCAAGAAAUUCCAGAUGGUUUGAAGCUUCCAGAUUCUUUUAAUCACCUUGUCUCAGAUAUGAAGAAUAACCACUAUGAUGCAAAAACAUUUGCUCUUGUCCUGCGAGCCAUGAUGGAGAAGUUUGAAAGGGAUAUUAGAGAAUCUAAAUUUGCAGAACUCAUGAACAAGCACUUUGCAGCAAGUUCCAUUCCCAAAGGCAUUCAUUGUCUCUCUCUAAGACUGACAGAUGAAUACUCCUCCAAUGCUCACGCUCGUAGACAACUUCCUUCACCAGAGCGUCUCCCUGUUCUUUCAGACAACGCUUUCCACCAUUUCAUCCUGGCCACAGACAAUAUUUUGGCUGCAUCAGUUGUGGUCUCAUCCGCUGUUCAAUCAUCUUCAAAACCCGAGAAAAUUGUCUUCCACAUUAUCACAGACAAGAAAACCUACGCGGGUAUGCAUUCAUGGUUCGCUCUCAACUCUGUUGGACCUGCUAUUGUGGAAGUUAAAGGUGUUCAUCAGUUUGACUGGUUGACGAGAGAGAAUGUUCCGGUUUUGGAAGCUGUGGAGAGCCAUAAUGGUGUCAGGGACUAUUACCAUGGGAACCAUGUCGCUGGUGCAAACCUCACUGAAACAACUCCUCGGAGAUUUGCUUCAAAAUUACAGUCUAGAAGUCCCAAAUACAUAUCUCUGCUCAACCAUCUUAGAAUAUAUAUACCUGAGCUUUUUCCGAACUUGGACAAGGUGGUGUUCUUAGACGAUGAUAUAGUUGUCCAGAGAGACUUGGCUCCACUUUGGGAUAUUGACCUUGGUGGUAAGGUCAAUGGAGCAGUGGAAACUUGCAGGGGUGAUGAUGAAUGGGUGAUGUCAAAGCGUUUAAGGAACUACUUCAACUUCUCUCACCCUCUCAUUGCUAAGCAUUUAGAUCCUGAAGAAUGCGCUUGGGCAUAUGGUAUGAAUGUCUUUGAUCUACAAGCUUGGAGGAAGACAGAUAUCAGAGAAACGUAUCACUCUUGGCUUAGAGAGAAUCUAAAGUCAAAUCUGACAAUGUGGAAGCUGGGAACCUUACCUCCUGCUCUUAUCGCGUUUAAGGGUCAUGUUCACAUAUUAGACCCGUCAUGGCAUAUGCUUGGGUUAGGCUAUCAGAAGAACACCAACAUAGAAAAUGUCAGGAAAGCUGCAGUGAUCCAUUACAAUGGGCAGUCAAAGCCAUGGCUUGAGAUUGGUUUCGAGCAUCUCAGACCAUUCUGGACAAAAUACGUCAACUACUCCAAUGAUUUCAUCAAGAACUGUCACAUCAUGGAGUAGCAA